This is a messenger RNA of Pyrus x bretschneideri (Chinese white pear), 2463 nucleotides long. RefSeq names its product guanylate-binding protein 4. NCBI's taxonomy places the organism in Eukaryota, Viridiplantae, Streptophyta, Magnoliopsida, Rosales, Rosaceae. The coding region runs from base 384 to 2141 and encodes 585 amino acids. The transcript has 18 exons. Gene Ontology annotation, molecular function: GTPase activity; GTP binding. The record is from RefSeq and is a predicted model, not a curated record.
CUGUGCUUUUCGGGACAAAAAGCCAACUGUCCUGAAAGCUUUCCCCUCUCAGUAAACCGCCAUCGUGUGGGUGCACGAUUCUUAACGUACACACUCAUCUCUUAGUCUUCCCCAGAUCCCAUUCACGUACACUGCUUUUCUCUGUUAAACAGAUUGCUCUUCUCACCCCCAUGAUUGAUUCGUGCACACAGUUCCGUGAACCCGCCUAUAACUCGACCGCAUUUGCCAUAUGAAGGCCCCUGCUUCUUCCAUGGCGAUGUCGAAUUGGGUUUUUGUGUUUUCGAUUGUUGUCUGCUUUUUCGCAUCUGGGUCGCUCGCAAUUGAGAAUUUUCACCAGGCAUCUGGGACGGCGUUUGGUGAUUCUAAAAACAAGUUUCAGAAACAUGAGAAAGUUGGAAAAGUGCUUCCAAAAUACUGAAAAAUUUCCUAUUGUGGAACCUGAUCCUGGUCAUACAAAACUUCGUCUUUCAAGGGAAGGGUUGGAGGCCAUUGAAAGAAUAACAAAUCCAAUUGCAGCUGUUGCCGUUAUUGGACCAUACCGCUCUGGAAAAUCUUUUUUGCUCAACCAACUGCUCUCCCUUUCUUGUUAUGAAGGGUUUGGUGUUGGACACAUGCGUGACACAAAAACAAAAGGGAUUUGGGUAUGGGGAACCCCAAUAGAAUUGGAUAUUGAUGGAGUGAAAACUUCGGUUUUUUACCUUGAUACUGAGGGAUUUGAAAGUGUUGGGAAGUCAAACGUAUAUGAUGACCGGAUUUUCGCUCUGGCAACUGUUAUGAGUUCUGUUCUUGUUUAUAAUCUGCCUGAGACGAUCCGUGAAGCUGACAUUGCCAGGUUGUCAUUUGCUGUUGAGCUUGCUGAAGAAUUUUAUGGAAGAGUGAAGGGACAAGAUGUUGCUUUUGAACCUGCAAAGUUAUUGUGGCUCAUCCAGCGUGAUUUUUUACAAGGGAAAUCUGUGCAACAAAUGGUUAAUGAAGCUCUUCUUCGCGUCCCUAACAAUGAUGGCAACAAAAACAUUGAUAUGGUUAACCAGAUCCGGGAUUCUUUGGCUAUUAUGGGUGAUAAUAGCACAGCCUUCAGUUUACCACAACCUCACCUUGAGCGAACGAAACUCUGUGACAUGAAGGAUGGUGAGCUUGACCCGAUGUAUGUUAAGAAAAAGGAACAACUAAAACAGCUUGUUUCUAGUAUCAUCCGUCCAAAGAUUGUGCAGGGAAAAACUCUAAAUGGAAAGGAGUUUGUAUCUUUUCUGGAGCAGAUUCUUGAAGCGUUGAACAAGGGGGAGAUCCCAUCAACAGGUUCUCUGGUGGAGGUUUUCAAUAAGGGUAUUCUUGAGCGAUGCUUAAAGCUGUACCAUGAAAGGAUGGAAAAACUCAGUUUACCUCUUGUAGAGCAAUCUGUGCAAGAAUACCAUGAACAGUCCAUGGAGGAAGUGAUGAAACUUUUUGAGGAUCAACAUUUUGGCCGUCACCAUGCAAAGAAGUCAGUCGAGCAACUUCAAGAAGAAGUAGACAAGGUGUUUAAGAAUGUGGUCAUGGCAAACGAAUAUCAAUCUUCAAAGCUCUGUGAGGCAUUGUAUACCAGAUGUGAGGAUAAAAUGGACCAGCUUCAAGUUCUCAGACUUCCUUCCAUGGCAAAAUUCAACGCAGGUUUCCUGCAGUGCAACCAAAGUUUUGAGCAAGAGUGUGUUGGACCUGCAAAAGCAAACUAUGAGGUUCGCAUGAUGAAGAUGUUGGGGAAGUCACGAUCUCUAUUUAUAAAAGAAUACAAUCAUCGACUCUUCAAUUGGUUGGUCGCCUUCUCCCUUGUCAUGGUGGUCGUUGGCCGGUUUAUCAUAAAGUUUAUAUUGAUUGAAAUCGGGGCCUGGAUCAUGUUCAUCUUCUUAGAGACAUACACGAGGAUGUUUUGGUCUGCAGAGUCUCUCUACUACAACCCCGUGUGGCAUGUAAUAGUAGCCACUUGGGAAACACUCGUUUACAGUCCCGUCCUUGAUCUGGACAGAUGGGCUAUUCCAGCCGGUGUCUUGGUAGCUCUGUUCAUACUAUAUUGGCGGUGUUACGGAAGAAGGAAACACGGGUCCGGAUGGAUCUUACCCUUGUACAAUAAUCACAAGGGCGGCUCAAAUCGCCCGAGAUCAGAUUGAAGAAACAGAGAGGAUGCUUGAUAUAUACUUUGUCUCGGGCGAUUUUGUCUAUUUUUGUACACAAAGCCCGGCCGGCAGGCCUAGCAGCCAGCUCUUUUGGUACUGAAAUGUCAGAUUCAUUUCACUCUCCAAUUGUGAAGAAGUGAAGAAUCAAAAGGACAGCUCGUAUAGGUCUAAUUACUGUAACAAUUCCAAAUUGUUUGUAGUGCAAUUAUUUUUUAAUUAAUUAUUCGAAGUAGCCAUUUAAACUGGAUUUGUAUAACACUAGUGUUUCAAAAAGAGAGGAUAUCAAAAAACAGAAUGAAAUGUUCACUUCAGAUAA